AUGGGAGAGAUCCACGACCCUUGGCACCGCGUCCGGGUGUGGCUCAGCACGUUCAACACCGCCGAGGAGGCCGCCAAGGUGUACUACUCUGCAGCCGCCCCGCCACCCAAGAAGAACCACUCUGACAACAACCUUGCCUCCAUCUCGGACGCGUGCGACUCCAGCGAUGAGUCGCGCAACCUCUCCUCCCCGACGUUUGUCCUCUGCUGCUCCUUCUCUGUUGAUCUACCGCUAGCCGGUGGACUUCAAGCCACCGCAGCCGCCCAUCUAAACUCCCCUUCCAGCCCUUCUUUCCCCUUCGUUGGCCCCCUCAAUCUCACCUGCGGCCGUGUAGAAAUCUGUCAACAAAAAACUGUUGCCGAUCGACCGUUCUGCGACCAUAGCAUCGCCGGCUUCUCCCAAAGUGGGACUGGUUCCAGCGACUGGUUUCGGCUUACCUUCUCUCCUCAUCUCUGCCAUACACGUGACUAG
Musa acuminata AAA Group (dessert banana) is the source of this 471-nucleotide messenger RNA. RefSeq names its product ethylene-responsive transcription factor CRF1-like. Gene Ontology annotation, molecular function: DNA-binding transcription factor activity; DNA binding. Lineage: Eukaryota; Viridiplantae; Streptophyta; Magnoliopsida; Zingiberales; Musaceae. The transcript is spliced from 2 exons. The coding region runs from base 1 to 471 and encodes 156 amino acids. Gene Ontology annotation, biological process: regulation of DNA-templated transcription. The record is from RefSeq and is a predicted model, not a curated record.